AUGAAUGCCAUCCUGAUCGGUCGCCUGAACGGGGCAGUAGUCCUCUGCUACAAGGAGCUGAAGCCUGCUGCGGCUGCGAAUCUCGGUGCUCAUAUGCGGGGUGUUCUGGAGCAGCUCACUCCCGGUUCUCCGCCGCGGCAGUCAUACUCGGACGAGGGCAUAAACAUCCACUACUCCAUAUUAUCUGGCGUCGUUUAUAUGGCUGCUGCAGGAAAGGGCGUCUCUGUCACGGCGGCCAUGAGCUUCUUGCAGAGCAUGGCCGGGCUUUUCUCGGUGAAGUUCUCGCCCAACACCAUCUCCGUGGCUACAAGCGAAGCCCCCUUCUCCUCCUUCAUCCCGGAGAUCGAGAAGCUUGCCCGUGAUGCAGACACGCGGUCUGCUAUGCUUCAGCUUCAAACAGAGACGCAAGAGAUCAAAUCACAGGUCAUGCAGUCAGUGGAGAGCAUACUGAACAGGGGGAACAAGCUCAGUGACAUAGAGACACAGGCCGCAGAUCUGCUGACUCGCGCAAAGGACAUAAUGGGAGAUGCCCAGCAGAUGAAUCGCGAAGCCUUUUGGCGUCAGUACAGCGUUUUCAUCGUCAUAGGGGCGAUUGUCGUACUCUUCAUUCUCCUAAAGAUUUUCUUCAGGUAA
Messenger RNA from Giardia duodenalis, 633 nucleotides. Its product is annotated as R-SNARE 1. The record is from RefSeq and is a predicted model, not a curated record. Gene Ontology annotation, molecular function: SNAP receptor activity. The coding region runs from base 1 to 633 and encodes 210 amino acids. Lineage: Eukaryota; Fornicata; Diplomonadida; Hexamitidae. Gene Ontology annotation, cellular component: endoplasmic reticulum-Golgi intermediate compartment; endoplasmic reticulum membrane; SNARE complex. Gene Ontology annotation, biological process: retrograde vesicle-mediated transport, Golgi to endoplasmic reticulum; vesicle fusion with Golgi apparatus; endoplasmic reticulum to Golgi vesicle-mediated transport. The transcript has a single exon.